CGGCGAACGAUGCUUUCGCACGUCGACCUGCUAGACGCUCGGCUUGGGAUGAAAGAUGCCACGGCGGACCUCCUGGGACACAGAGAGGCACUGAAGUGCAGACUCGGAGUCGGUGGCGGGGUGUCUGAGACCGGACAUACCGGAGAACUUGGCCCGAGCCCGGAAACUCUAGAAGGCGCGACCCAUCUGCCCGGUGACGAGCUCGGCAACGUGGGAUCCAAUCAACCAAACGGCAAAGAGCAAGACAAGCAACAGCAACAACAAAACCAAAACUCGGCGCAAUCCGUUAGUCAACAAACACAGAAACAGAAACGCCACCGAACCCGCUUUACACCUGCGCAACUCAACGAGUUAGAGCGCAGCUUCGCCAAAACUCACUAUCCUGACAUCUUCAUGCGAGAGGAGCUCGCGCUGCGCAUCGGCCUGACGGAAUCGCGCGUGCAGGUUUGGUUCCAGAAUCGACGCGCCAAAUGGAAAAAGCGCAAGAAGACCACCAACGUGUUCCGCACCCCCGGCACAUUACUUCCUACUCAUCACGGUUUACCGCAGUUUCCUUCGGCAGCAAUUAACGACAGCCUCUGCUCGUUUCACGCAAACGACACGCGCUGGGCCGCCGCCGGGAUGCCGAGUGUCUCUCAACUCCAACUUCCGCCGGCGCUCGGCCGCCAGCCUGCAAUGGCGCAGUCACUUUCGCAGUGCAGCUUGGGAGGCGCAGGCCCGACGGGACCUGGAUCGAUGGGUCUUUCCAACAUGGCGUCCAAUGGCUCGGCCUUGCAGUCGCACCAUCUAUACCAGCCCACAUUUCCGGGGAUGGUGCCAGCGUCACUCGCGGGUCCGACAAGCGCGAGUGGAUCCACGCAACUCUGCAACUCGUCAUCGACAGAUAGUGACGUGUGGCGCGGCACAAGCAUCGCGUCACUGCGCCGUAAAGCGCUCGAGCACACAGUCUCUAUGAGUUUUUCCUAAUGGCACGCGUUGGUUUCGAAUAUCUUCUUUUGUCGGUUUGUCUUCUUUUAUACAAAAUUUCUCUUUCAAAGCCCUGUCAUUCAAAGGUUGACCUACUAAAAACUAAAGCAUAGGCACCCGGAUGUCUAUAUAUCUAUUAUCUAUCUGUGCUAAUAUAUUAACAAUCAGGCCUAUUAUUAAAGACAUUUACACCUGACGCUGCACAUAACACACAAUGUAGCGCUCAUAUUUGCAAUAUUUGACACGGUACGCUACCUGCAUUGUGAGUUUUUGUUUAUGAAAACAAAUCCUUGCAUAC
Molecule: messenger RNA, 1264 nt
Organism: Clarias gariepinus (North African catfish)
Lineage: Eukaryota; Metazoa; Chordata; Actinopteri; Siluriformes; Clariidae
Gene: otpa
Product: orthopedia homeobox a
Exons: 3
Coding region: 10-966 (318 amino acids)
Biological process (GO): neuron differentiation; regulation of DNA-templated transcription
Molecular function (GO): DNA binding; DNA-binding transcription factor activity, RNA polymerase II-specific
Source: RefSeq, a predicted model, not a curated record